Drepanopeziza brunnea f. sp. 'multigermtubi' MB_m1 is the source of this 600-nucleotide messenger RNA. RefSeq lists its product as uncharacterized. Lineage: Eukaryota; Fungi; Ascomycota; Leotiomycetes; Helotiales; Drepanopezizaceae. The record is from RefSeq and is a predicted model, not a curated record.
AUGCUAGGAUCGACGUCUUUCUUUGCGAUCUUGCUAGCCUUGAGCUAUUUCUUUAAUACAGCCCAAGGAAUGUGGUGGAAGAAGAAGACAAGCAAAGUCAUGGGCUAUGCAACAGUUUCCGAAGCAGAUGCUAGGCGCAUUAAUCAAGACAACAAGCUCUUUCCAAAGGAACCUACGACCGGCUUCGAUGUUCAGUUAGGACACGGCUUCUAUAUAUUACAAGGACCUGAAAACUGGCCAAAUGCAGAGGAAGGGAAUUGGUACUGUGCUAUCACAGCGAAAACGAAGGAGAUGAGGGAUCUCAGCAAGGUUUACAUCCCGUCAACCUAUUGGUCCGAGGACGAAGAGUUCAUCUUGAGUUACGUCAGGGCAUUGGUAAACAAGCCCGACGAAGCGCUGCGCAUCUCAUGGGUCCGGGCUGGCGCGCAGCUGCAAAUGCUUAUUCCCUCGAAGGUGAUAGCAGAAGAUACUGCUUUGAAAUUGCGGGCUAAAUGCUUUGAAACGGAAAAUCAGCUGAAGGAAUAUUCGGAUAAGUUCAUUGAUUGGCAGAAAAAAAGAGGUUGGACUAUUCACGGCGAGCUUGGACGACCGAGUUUUUGA